AUGGCCAGCACCGGCGAAGGCACCGAUGAACAUACAACAGAGGAUGCGCGGUGGACGUUGAUGGCCCCGGAUGCCGGCUGCCUGGAGGUCUGGUCGCCGCGGUCGAAUCGAUGGAAGCGCGUGCACGUGCUGGCUCGUAUGGACCUCAGGUGGAUCGGCGCAAAGGGCGACGGAGUCCUGCCAAAGGACACCAAGGCCUGGGUGGGCAAGGGGCACAGCAUGGCGCUGGUGCGGGGCCGCACGGAAGUGAUCCACACGGAGGGGGACUGCCAGUGGGCGGUGCAGCUUGGAGAGGACAAGCAGGAGUUCAGGGCGGAGACC
This is a messenger RNA of Ostreobium quekettii, 321 nucleotides long. The record is from the annotation of a GenBank genome assembly. Lineage: Eukaryota; Viridiplantae; Chlorophyta; Ulvophyceae; Bryopsidales; Ostreobiaceae.